Chondrus crispus (carragheen) is the source of this 183-nucleotide messenger RNA. RefSeq lists its product as hypothetical. The transcript has a single exon. The record is from RefSeq and is a predicted model, not a curated record. NCBI's taxonomy places the organism in Eukaryota, Rhodophyta, Florideophyceae, Gigartinales, Gigartinaceae. Bases 1 to 183 code for a protein of 60 amino acids.
AUGCCACAGAAGAGGAAGCGCCACCUGCCCCUCGCGACCGCUGCUCCGUCGCCCGAGGAGGCUCUGCACGCUCCCUCGGCCGUCAAUCCCGCGGCACCCCCGAGCGACGUCCCGGAUGGCAUCCCUGUUGCCGAUGAUCCGGUUCACAACCCUCUCCUAUGUGCGUACAGUAUACCCUCCUAA